Sphaeroforma arctica JP610 is the source of this 1236-nucleotide messenger RNA. RefSeq lists its product as hypothetical. Lineage: Eukaryota; Ichthyosporea; Ichthyophonida. Gene Ontology annotation, cellular component: cytoplasm; ASAP complex; nucleoplasm. Gene Ontology annotation, molecular function: RNA binding. The record is from RefSeq and is a predicted model, not a curated record. Bases 283 to 996 code for a protein of 237 amino acids. The transcript has 4 exons. Gene Ontology annotation, biological process: mRNA splicing, via spliceosome.
AUACUGUAAAUAGUAUAUGUAUAAUUGUACACACAUAAAUACACUAUUUUUGUGUUUAUAUUCUCUGAUGAGAAGAGUCUUGAGGUAUUUACAUACAUGCAUACUUACUUUAUCCCCAAUACAUACUGCUGUCGGCCUGGAUAAUCUGGACAUAUUUAGGUUAUAUUAGUGUGCAUCCUCUCGCCCAAGUAGGAGAUACAACGCAUAUGAAGAGAGGCGCUACACACACGUUGAAUUUUAAAACACUGCACCAACGCAACACUCUUUAAAACCAUAAAUAGUAUGAGGGGUAGAUCUAUUUCCCCCUCACCGAUGCGAAGGUCUCGGUCACCGAUGAGUAGUUCGUGGUCGAGGUCACAUUCGAUAGGUCGUCGACACAGAUAUUCGUCUAGUUCUUCUUCGGGGUCGAGUAGUAGUGGCUCACGAAGCCCUUCGCCAGUAACUAAACUCUGUGUGCGUGAGUUGACCAGAAAUGUCACAGCAGAUGCUCUCAAAGAGAUCUUCGAAGUUUAUGGGCAUGUAGUGAAGGUUGACCUGCCUAUGGACCGCCAAACGAGACUGUCGCGUGAAGUGGCGUAUGUACAUUUUGAGAGUAGGAGGGAAGCAGACUCCGCAAUUGAACACAUGAGCGCAGGUUUCAUCGAUGGGCGUCAGAUAUCUGUCCAGAAGGUGCUUGAGCCAAAGAAAAUGCCUGUAGUUAAAAGGCCUCCACCGAGGGCGCCGGUCAGAGCCCUGGCCAGGCGAGCACCCAGUCCAUAUCGUCGCCGCGGCCGGUCUAGACCUAGAGCUACAUCUAUAUCCCGAGCCAGGUCUCGAUCCCGAUCUAGAUCCAGGUCCAGAUCCAGAAACAGAGCCGCAUACAGAUCUAGGCCGCGGUCGCGGAAGAGAGACCGGUCGAGCUCACGAUCACGGUCACGUUCCAGGUCAAGGUCGGGUUCUGUGCGGUCGCGUCGAUCACUCUCGCGAGACUCCCCGGGUAGGCCAUUGCCCUAUUAAAUAGGUGUUGUCAAUUAAUUAAUGAUGAACGAAAAAUAUACAAAUAGACUGCAUAGGGUAUAACAAGAUAUGUUCACAUAGCCAAGCCAGAAUAUUUUUUUUCCAAUCAGAUUUUGCAAUAGUUGAUCAAGGUGAUUGAAAUCAGAAUUAGUUUAAUGCUCGUGGCCAAACCCAUCUAUAAAACUGCUAUCUCGAUCCUAUUGCUGAAAAGGAGAAGGACGCAUUUUCUUGUGGGAAUUA